AUGCGCGUGUUUCCCACAUACAUUGCUGUCUCGGGCCUAUUUGGUGGCGCCUUUGCAGCUUUUGGCGCCACCAACAUCAAAGGCCAGACGAAGCUGUUUGGUACCUCUUUCGGGAUUCUUGCAAAGAAUGCCUCGUAUGACUAUGUCAUUGUUGGAGGAGGCACUGCAGGCUUGACCGUUGCGGCCCGACUGGCCGCACAGCCGAAUGUCUCUGUUGCAGUGAUUGAGGCUGGAAGCUUCUAUGAAAUCGACAAUGGAAACAUCAGCCAGGUACCUGGAUAUGGAGCUAACUACUUGUCAUUCAAUGACCUGACGCCGAGCCCUGUGUUGGUGGAUUGGGGAUUGAUCACAGAGCCGCAGGACGGCCUCAACAACCGUCAAAUUCAUUACUCCGCUGGCAAGACCCUUGGGGGGAGGGCUACAAAGGGUUCUUAUCAGCGGUGGGCGGAGCUUGUCGACGACGACACCUACACGUGGGACAAACUACUUCCUUAUCUGAAGAAGAGUGUGGACUUUACCAAGCCUAAGGAUGCCGCCACUUAUCCUUAUGAUGCCUCCGUCUACAGCCCAGAGGGCGGUCCUCUCCAAGUCUCGUUCCCCAAUUACCGAGCCCCCUGUGAUGACUUCAUGGAGACGGCUUUCACCAAGUCAGGGCUCAAACCUAUCAAAGGCCUUAACAGCGGGCAUCUAGAUGGCUUCGCACCGACUACAUUUGUGAUCAACCCUGCGGACCAAACAAGAAGCUCCUCCGAGGCAGCGUUCCUCCAGGAAGCUCUGGAUACCACUGCCAUGACCCUUUAUCUGCGGACUUUAGCGAAGAAGAUCCUUUUUGAUACCAACAAGACUGCAAAUGGGGUCCUUGUGGAGACUAACGGAGCAGAGUACACCAUCUCUGCGAAGAAGGAAGUCAUUUUGUCGGCUGGAGUGUUCCAUUCCCCUCAACUUCUUCUCCUCUCAGGAAUUGGUCAAGCAGAUAGCCUCGAGAAGUUUGGAAUUCCUGUAAUCUCUGAUCUGGCGGGCGUUGGGCAGAACUUGUGGGAUCACCUCUUCAUCUUCACCAGUCAUGAGAUGAAUAUCACCACCAAUUCAGGGGUUCUGGUCGACCCCGAACUGCUCGCGGAAGCCGUCGAAUCGUAUCUCAACCAGCAGACCGGUCCACUUACGGGCAUUGGCGGUGGCGUUGUUGGAUGGGAAAAACUCCCCAACCGGGUCAGCUUUUCCAACUCGACAAAUGAAACCCUGGCCAGUUUCCCAGAUGAUUUCCCCGAAGUGGAAUAUGUGGCCCUGGCUCCUGGCUCCAACCCCGCAUCCGAUCCGCUUGCAAAUCACUUUGCCUCCGUCACCGCUGCCGUCCAGAGCACCAGCUCUCGAGGGUAUGUGAAGCUGCGCAGCGCCGAUCCCCAUGACGCACCCAUCAUCAACAUCAAUGCUUUAAGCCACCCUGCGGAUGCCGAUCUGGCUGUCGGGGCUAUCAAGCGACUGAGACAGAUUGCAGAGGCAACUGGAGUCCGCGUCAAGGAGGUUCUGCCUGGUCCAGAAGUCGUAAGCGACGCUGAGAUCUUGGAGUGGGUGAGGAACAACGCCGUGAAUGGGUAUCACGCCAGCUCAACAUGUGCAAUGGGCAAUUCUUCGAAUCCGGACGCCGUCGUCGAUACUCGCGCCAAGGUAUACGGUGUUUCGAACCUGAGAGUCGUGGAUGCGAGUGCUUUGCCGUAUCUCCCUCCGGGCCAUCCGAUGAGCUCCAUCUAUGCAUUUGCCGAAUUGAUUGCAGAGGAUAUCUUGAGUAAGUGA
Messenger RNA from Aspergillus terreus NIH2624, 1791 nucleotides. Its product is annotated as GMC family oxidoreductase. NCBI's taxonomy places the organism in Eukaryota, Fungi, Ascomycota, Eurotiomycetes, Eurotiales, Aspergillaceae. Gene Ontology annotation, biological process: secondary metabolite biosynthetic process. Bases 1 to 1791 code for a protein of 596 amino acids. The transcript has 8 exons. The record is from RefSeq and is a predicted model, not a curated record. Gene Ontology annotation, molecular function: oxidoreductase activity, acting on CH-OH group of donors; flavin adenine dinucleotide binding.